Molecule: messenger RNA, 1748 nt
Organism: Perkinsus marinus ATCC 50983
Lineage: Eukaryota; Perkinsozoa; Perkinsida; Perkinsidae
Product: T-complex protein 1 subunit eta, putative
Exons: 15
Coding region: 29-1684 (551 amino acids)
Biological process (GO): protein folding
Cellular component (GO): chaperonin-containing T-complex
Molecular function (GO): ATP binding; ATP hydrolysis activity; ATP-dependent protein folding chaperone
Source: RefSeq, a predicted model, not a curated record
CUCUCCUCCGACUUGUACUCUCUUUAUUAUGACUUCCCUCCGUCCGAAUAUCAUUCUCCUCAAGCAGGGUACUGAUUCCUCUCAGGGUAUUCCGCAGAUUAUUUCUAACAUAAACGCUUGUGAGGUCAUCGCGGAUAUCGUCCGAACUACGUUGGGUCCGAGAGGUAUGGACAAAUUAAUUCACUCGGCCAAUCGCGAGCCGACUAUCACUAACGAUGGCGCUACCGUAAUGGGGCUCCUCAAUAUCAGCCAUCCGGCGGCUAAGUUGAUGACUGACAUCUCGAAGGCCCAGGAUGAUGAAGUUGGAGACGGCACUACGUCGGUGGUGUUGCUGGCGGCUGAGCUGUUGAAGGAAGCGAAGAUGUUCCUCGAGGAAGGCCUUCCCCCUCGUGCUCUUCUCAAGGGCUAUAGGAAGGCGCUCGAGCUUGCACUGAAUAAGUUAGAAGAGGUGGCCGUCGAUCUGACUGCCAAGGCCCCUGAGGAGAAGAGGGCGAUGCUCGUCAAGUGCGCCGAGACUACUCUCAAUAGCAAACUGGUUAGUGGUCAGAAGAAGUUCUUCUCUGAAAUGGUCGUAUCUGCCGUGCUGAUGUUGGACCAGGAUUCUCUUCCUGUGAACAUGAUUGGGUUCAAGAAGGUCCCUGGUGGUUCCCUCACCGAGUCGAGGCUUGUCGAUGGAGUUGCUUUUAAGAAGACCUUUUCCUAUGCUGGUUUCGAACAGCAGCCUAAGUUCUUCAAACACCCCAAGAUUCUUCUACUCAAUUUGGAGUUGGAGUUGAAGGCGGAAAAGGACAACGCCGAGGUGCGUAUUUCGAACCCCGACGAGUACCAGGAGAUUGUCGAUGCUGAGUGGAACGUCAUUUACGAGAAGCUCGAUAACAUCGCCAAGAGCGGUGCUCAAGUGGUCCUAUCCCGUCUGCCCAUCGGGGACCUCGCCACGCAGUACUUUGCUGAUCGCAACAUUUUCUGUGCUGGUAGAGUUGACCAGGAUGAUAUGAACCGGACUCUACUCGCUGUUGGCGGUUCCGUCCAAACCACAGUCAAUGGUCUUACCGAUGACGUUUUGGGAACUUGUGGAAGUUUUGAAGAAGUUCAGAUUGGCAACGAGCGUUAUAAUAUAUUCCAUCAGUGUCCCCAGUCUAAGAGUGCUACUAUCAUCCUUCGUGGAGGCGCUGCUCAGUUCAUCGAAGAGGCUGAGCGUUCUCUGCAUGAUGCUGUUAUGAUCGUUAGAAGGGCUCUCAAGUGCUCCAAGAUCGUUGGUGGAGGGGGUGCUAUAGAACUUGAGCUUUCACGUUACUUGCGUGAAUAUUCGAGGACGUGUACUGGAGCCGAUCAGGCUGUUAUUAACUACUAUGCUAGGGCGUUGGAGUGCAUCCCUCGUACGUUAGCUAGGAACAGUGGGGCGGACGCUACUGACCUCCUCAAUAAGCUCCGAUAUAAGCACGCUGAAGGACUACCUGGACGAUGGUAUGGUGUGGACUGUUACAAUUGUGAUAUCACUGAGACUGUUGAGAACUUCAUUUGGGAACCGGUGGUUGUGAAGCGAAAUGCUCUGGCGGCUGCUACUGAGGCAGCUUGUAUGAUUCUGAGUAUUGACGAGACUGUCACCAACCCGAAGUCGGAACAGCCAGGUGGCAAGGGUGGUAAAGGAGGCAGGCCUAUGGGGAAGGGCAUGGGUCGUCGAUAGAAGACUUCCUAUACGUAUAGCUGUGUUAAUGAGUUAAUAAACACCUUUUCAAGUGCGCCGACGA